AUGCCGGUCACGUUUGGUGCCGUAGGCGACAUCAUCUCCGUCGUUUUGCUUGUGAAAGAUCUAGUCGCAGCGCUCGACGAGGCCCGCGGCUCCAAAGCAGAGUACCAGGCCGCCGUACGCGAGCUUUGGACUCUCGACCGUACGCUCCUCGAAAUUGAUUUACUUACUAGACAGCACGGGGAUGGAGCUACGCCUGAGUUACGGAGUCUCUGCGAAACAGCAAAGCAAGCCGUAGCUAGAUGCAAUGACCGCGUCAGCGCCUACAAGAAGCGCAUCCAAGGAUACCAGCGCGCUUUUGCAGUCGGCAAAGUGAACAGAGUCAGGGAGAUUGGAAGAGCGAUUGGUUGGAGGACUGGAGAAAAAGAAGCGCUGGAGCAGUUUCGCGCAGAGAUCGCGGGGACGACGUCAAGCCUGCAGAUGCUGUUGAUCACGGCCAAUGUCACGUUACUUGGGGUGAGUCGAAAAGAGAUGAAUGACAAACUCGACGAAGCAAAGCGCAGGAACGACAGGGCGACGCUCUUGCAUGAUGCAUCACUCAUACACAUCAGAGACGGCAUUGAGAAUGCUAACCGCAAUAUCGAAGCUGCCAACUCGAUAUUGGGGAACGUAUCCGAAGCACUCAAAUUAGAUUGGCUCCGAAAGCUUGGUUCUGAGCUCAAAGGCAUGAUACGAGGCGCGAUGACGAUCAACUUCGCAACUUACCAUGCUGUUAUGCGCCUGCAGACUUCACUUCCCAGCUACCUAGAGCGAAGCAUGUUCGAGGAGCCAAUAAUACUGGACGAUCCCAUGGGUCGUAUCGCGCCUGUCCAUCUGCAAUUCAUCAACUCUUGGGAUGCUUUCCACUCCGUUCUUGAGCUGCGUUUCCAGGACAUGCCAGGUCAGAUCAAGAUUGGACGAAGGCAAUACGCCUUACAAGCCCGAGGUACGGGAAGAGAGAUCGAGUUGUCGCGCCCAUGGCACGCUGCGUUCAUACCUGGUCAGCGAAUUGACAUGAGCUUCAUCUUCAGUCAGGAUGACGCUAGCGAGAGCAGUAGCACUACUUGUCCAGGAUGCCGGACCCCAUCAUCAUAUACCACUGAUGUCGAUAUACACUGUACAGAAUGUCAGAUGUUCUUUCGGAGGAUUACCGUGAUUCAGGACGACGAAUCCCCGCUACAAGCCGAUCAACAUACGGGAGAGCCCGACUUGCGAACGGGAGCUACAGCCACCGGUAGUCGAAAACGAGAUAUAUAUCAACUCAAUGAGCGCGAGGAAGAUGACGUUAGAAGCUUCAAGCGAGUGCGACUCAUCUCCAAAAGAAAGCGUGCUGGUCAACGCCGACGCUUUCCACCUGGAAUGGUUGAGCCGCAUCAAGAAUUGGACGAUGUCAUGGAUCUAUUUGGAUCAAUGAGUGGACGUUUCACGCACCUUCGAGCGCAAGUCGAUCGAUUCCACGCCCAGGUCAACAAGAAAACAGUCGAGCAAGAACUGAAAGGCGGCGAGGAAUUCAGUCUCGAACGGCCACUGGCGAAGCCACGGAUGAUUCGCAAGAAAUGGCCCCAAAACGAUCAGAUCAUCCACCCUGGGAGCCACAACCAGAAUCAGUCAAGGGCGCGCUACGAUCUGACUAAGAGUAUGGUUCGUAUCUCCAAAGUUGAAGACGAAGGCUUGUAG
Messenger RNA from Alternaria viburni, 1653 nucleotides. RefSeq lists its product as uncharacterized. NCBI's taxonomy places the organism in Eukaryota, Fungi, Ascomycota, Dothideomycetes, Pleosporales, Pleosporaceae. The transcript is spliced from 3 exons. The record is from RefSeq and is a predicted model, not a curated record. Bases 1 to 1653 code for a protein of 550 amino acids.